Messenger RNA from Vigna umbellata (rice bean), 3097 nucleotides. Lineage: Eukaryota; Viridiplantae; Streptophyta; Magnoliopsida; Fabales; Fabaceae. The record is from RefSeq and is a predicted model, not a curated record.
GGCAAAUUGAUGACGUGUAAAGAAAGGAAAGUGAGAGGAUAGCGUAGAAGAGUGGGGAGAAGCACAGGAGAAGAAAACCGUUGGCCUCAACUUCACCAAAUUACACGUGUCUCCAUGGAGCAGAGCAGCCACGACCAUAGUCGCAAGUGAGUUAGUGAGUGCGAGAAAAAGGCAAAAUGAAGAUAAAAAUAUUAAAAAAGAAAAGAAAAAAACAGAAGCGCAGAAGCACGGUCAACGUUUGUAUGUGGUGUUUGCAUUAAACCCAAUUGCACAGUUUUCUCUUUCACUCUAUUUUCAACAACUAAAACCCUAUUCAUCUCUUCUUCUUCUUCCAUUUUCAUCACCAUCUCUAUGAUGCCUCCUUCUCAGCCACCCCAUUGGGCCCCAUCACCAUCUCCGUCUGCAUCUCCGACCCCAACGCCCACACCAAUACUCAACAAAUCAUUCCUACCACCGCCGUCCAAUACGCCGGCGGUUGACUUCAGCCCCCCACUCAUAGCAAUGGUCGUUGUCGUCGCCGCCGCCUUUCUCGUCGUAACCUACUCUCGUCUCAUCGCGCGCCAUCUCAGGCCUCCUAUCCACCGCCUCCUACACCGCUUCCGCCGCCGGCGAUUCCCCCCGUCUUCCGUUGGCGACCUCGAGUCCUUACCCUACGAGUCUCCCUUUGACGGUCCCCGCGUAUUCUCUCCAUACGGUUUAGACGAAACGGUGAUUAAAACGAUACCGUUUUCGCUGUACACCGCGAAAUACGACGCUCGUUUCGAAGAGUCUCGCAACGACUGCGCCGUUUGCUUGCUGGAAUUCGAAGACGAAGAAUACGUGAGAACACUUCCCGUUUGUUCACACACGUUCCACGUGGACUGCAUCGACGCGUGGCUUCGCUCGCACGCUAACUGCCCUCUCUGCCGCGCAGGUGUCCUCUGCGCCGAUUCGCCUUUCACUCCAAUGAUGGCCGCAAGAAUCCGACCGAGCCUCGACGACGACACAAUUCUUCACCGCAUCAGCUUAGACCCUCUCAUCGACCCCCCACCGCCUGUGGCAAUAUCGUCCGUGCCGGAGAUAACACCCUGCAUCGACGAACAAUCUCCGAGGAGGAACCAGAACCACGCGAACGUCAACUCAGAAGAUUGUUUUAGGGAUUUUCUGCUGAAGAGAUCUUAUUCGUUUGGAUUUGAACGGAGUGUCGCGUCGGAGAGGAUGGUGAUGGAAGCCACCACUGCGUCGCCAUGGCGAUACCGAAGAGGGAGUAAUAGUUUCUGGAGCAAGAGGCCUUCGCCGUUUGGUUCUUUGGGGAAACCAAGGGUGUUUUCGUUUCGGUAUUACAGAGGGAUGAAAUCACCGUUCUUCAGGCGGAGGGGAUUCUUCCCGCUGUCGGAGUCCAGCGUGAGGUACGGCGGCGGCGGGAGCUCGUCGCGGCGGAGCAAGUCGAUUGCAAGCCCAAUGUUUCUUCGGUCGUCGGGUCUGGCAGCGGCGGCUUUCUCGUCGAGCCGGCUGAGGUGCGGGGAUCCCGAGGCGCUGCUGUCGCCCGAGAGAUUUAACCGGAGGUGAUGCAAGGAAGGUAAAAACAAAGGUUGGAGAUUUUGUCGAGAAGUGAAAAUGGGCGGCAAGAGGACACGUGGCGGAAGUUGAUUGGUGGAUGGGGGUGGAAGUUCGAUCGGAGAUGGGUGGAGAGUGGCGGUGUGGGUCAGGUCAAGGAGGAAUUAAAUGGAGGUGGUCGCAUGCGGUUUAAUUUAAUGAGACGGUCUGGCAAUUUGUAGAGAGUCAUUAAUGGAUGGUAGGAAGAGCAUUAAUGGGAGAGAGAGAAGUAAGACAUUUGAUGGUGAUAAGGGAGAAGAAGAAAGAGUGGUUUUCUCUCUCCCAAUAUUUAUAUAUCUAUUAUUCUCUGUGCCUAUGCUCAGACAGUGUGGUGGGGAGAGAGGGUUUUAAAAGAGGAAGGUCAUAAAUGAGCAGAGGAUUGGAUAGAGGUUGGGGAAUGGCAUGCAGUACUACUAUUAUUACUACUACUUCUUCUACUCAUUUACCAGCUGAAUAGGGUUUUGGCAAAUGCCUUGUCUUGCACUUUCUUUAUGGCACCGACUGAAUCCCCCAUGUGAAUCCAUUGAAGAUGAUGCAAAACACACAUUAAUAUGAGUUAUGGUCUGACCUAGCUCACUCUGUAUAGGUUUAUGCCCACAGAAGCAAGGCAUUUAUUGUCGCAUUGGGUAUGCUGACAAGCAACAUUGCUCCGUUCGUUUUAGUUUUAGUGCGUGACUCUGCUGUGAAUUCUUUCAUCGUCAGAUAAUUAAUGCCAUUUAUAAGAUUUUGAAUUUGGAAUCUUUUGUGAUCAAUGCUCUUUCAACUUUUUUAUUUUUCAACUCAUGGGGGAAUUCGCCAACAUAUACUACAUACUCACCUUUUUUUCCAAAAACAAAUACCCUGCUGCUAUCUUCUUGUAAAUAUUGUCUUUCUACCAAAACAACAAACACUUUUUUUUUACUUCCCUCUUACUGCCUUAAACACCCUCCUAAUCUAUAUAUGUAAAUUUGAUAUUUGCUGUAAAUUUCUCUGUUUACCAGAUUUUUCAUCCAGUUCAUCUCAGAGUGUGUGAUCUCCAUGAAUCCAUUAUUUUCUUCUUUUGACAAAGUAGAUCUAAAGACAUACACUAUAGUCCACCUUUGGCAUUUUGGGAACCAACACUGGUAGUAGCAUUCUUUUUUAUGUCUUUUCCUUUGACCCAUAAUUAGCAAUACUUGUUAACCUCUGUAGCUAUCAUGAACAGACAACACAGUUACUGUUAACUUCACAAUCUGUCUUCAAGCCCAAACCAACUCUUCCGUGAGCUGAAACUGUACAAUCCGGCCCAGUAGAUUUCAAGUUGGUCCAAUCACUCACAGCAUACGUGGCCCCGAAAAGGAUAUGUAAUUCAUCUGAGACAUGCAUUGACACCAAGUUAAGAGGUUGUAUUAUCAGAAUUCUGUAAUAUAUGUCUGUAGUGGUCACAUGCAGUAUUAAUCUUGCAGAAAACAUUAAAGCUAGCGCAAGAAGUUAGGUGUGGAUUUUAUUCUGUAUAAUUUAGAUCAUCUCACUUGAACGCUCAAAUAUUCAAUUAUUUUAUACC